Chelonoidis abingdonii (Abingdon island giant tortoise) is the source of this 1194-nucleotide messenger RNA. The record is from RefSeq and is a predicted model, not a curated record. NCBI's taxonomy places the organism in Eukaryota, Metazoa, Chordata, Testudines, Testudinidae.
AUGUUGUUUGUUUUUAAUGUCCCCUCCCAACUACAGCUCUCCAAGGAUCUCCCUUCCUUCACCACCACUGCUACCACCAGGACAACGAGGAAUGGAGGAGCAGGCAUGGAGAAGACUCUGUCCAACCAAGAGGACUUGGGAGGAGACCAGGGCAUGACGGACGAUAUCUUUGACGAGAGCUACUGUGAGAAGGAUGGCCCCAAGCCUGCCAGGAGAUACGUCUGGAGGAACAUUGUCCUCAUGAGUCUGCUGCAUUUAAGGGCCUUGUACAGGUUGUGGCUGAUACCUGCAGCAAAGCCUGUCACCUUGGCAUGGGUUGUGACACCACCUCUUCUUGUGACCAGGUUCCUGUGUUUCCUGCUGAGUGCUCUGAGGAUAACAAUGAAAGCACAUCGCAUCUGGAGCCAUCGGUCCUACAAAACCAGCUUACCCCUCAGGAUCUUUCUGGCCAUAGCCAACUCCAUGGCUUUUCAGAAUGACAUCUGUGAGUGGGCCCGAGAUCACCACGUCCACCACAAGUUCUCCGAGAUGGACGCGGACCCUCAUAAUGCCACGAGGGGCUUCUUCUUUUCCCACGUUGGCUGGCUGCUGGUGCGCAAACACUCUGACGUCAUUGAGAAGGGCCGGAAGCUGGACAUGGCUGACCUGAAGGCUGACAAAGUGGUGAUGUUCCAGAGGAGGUUUUACAAGCUUUCUGUGGUGGCCAUGUGCUUCCUGUUCCCCACCCUAGUACCCUGGUGCUUCUGGGGGGAAUCUCUCCGCAACAGCAUCUUCCUCCCCACCAUCCUGCGCUACGUGCUGAUGCUCAAUGCCACCUGGCUCGUGAACAGCGCUGCACAUAUGUUUGGCAACCAGCCCUAUGAUCUAAAUAUCAACCCCCGGGAGAACCGCUUGGUCCCAUUUGGAGCCUUAGGCGAAGGCUUCCACAAUUACCACCACACCUUCCCCUACGAUUAUUCCACCAGCGAGUUCGGCUGGCACUACAACUUCAUCACGGCCUUCAUCGAUCUCAUGUGCCUCCUGGGGCUGGCCAGCGACUGCAAGAAGGUCUCCAAGGAGACCAUCCUGGCUCAGAAAAUUUGCAGUGGUGAUGGGAGCCACAAGAGUGGCUGAGGGCCUGUGUCAUCCCCCCACAACCUUUUCACUCACCCCAAGCAAGCUGGGCACACAAUUUUAUGUUCUAUUUACUAACCA